UUAACAAAAUGUUUUGUAAGAAAUUACGAUUUAUAGAAUCAACUUGUAUCUAUUUUAUGUAUGAACAAUAUUAUUCACAAUUGAUUGGUGCAGUGUUUUGAGUUAAGUUUCAAACGGAAGCAUUGCCCUGCCGGAAGCUAUCUCUGACGUAGAGAGCUAAAGAAGCGUACACUUCCAUUUUCUCGACCCUUUCGGCGAAUAGAGAGCACGUGUUUGCUCGCCGGUUGCGUUCAACUCAUUUUAUCGUACAAAACUUUGCAUUACAUUUGCUGCCUGUGCAAGUUUGGUGAUUAAGGGUUGAAAAAUUCUGAUCAUUAUAUAGAUAGGUUAAUAUGAAUCCCGAAAAAUUGAAGAAGCUUCAAGCUCAAGUACGAAUCGGCGGUAAGGGAACACCCCGACGCAAGAAGAAGGUUGUACAUGCUACUGCUGCUACAGAUGAUAAAAAAUUACAAAGUUGUUUAAAAAAAUUAUCUGUGAAUACAAUUCCUGGUAUAGAAGAAGUUAAUAUGAUUAAAGAUGAUGGUACUGUUAUUCAUUUUAAUAAUCCAAAAGCUCAAGCUAGUUUAUCUGCUAACACAUUUGCCAUUACUGGUCAUGGCGAAAAUAAACAAAUUACUGAUAUGUUACCGGGAAUAAUAAGUCAAUUGGGUCCUGAAGGUGUUACACAGUUGAAACGACUAGCAAGUACAGUUUCUGGAAGUACAGUUGGUAAAUCAACAUUGGAAGAGGAUGAUGAAGUGCCAGAUUUAGUGGAAAAUUUUGAUGAAGCUAGUAAAGAGGAGGUAAUGAAUCAGCCUAAAUAACAAUAAUUAUAUGAAUAAUAAU
This is a messenger RNA of Apis dorsata (giant honeybee), 825 nucleotides long. RefSeq names its product transcription factor BTF3 homolog 4 (gene bic). The coding region runs from base 333 to 803 and encodes 156 amino acids. Gene Ontology annotation, cellular component: cytosol; nascent polypeptide-associated complex. Lineage: Eukaryota; Metazoa; Arthropoda; Insecta; Hymenoptera; Apidae. The transcript is spliced from 2 exons. The record is from RefSeq and is a predicted model, not a curated record.